AUGGGUAACGGAGCCAAAGCACAGCAAAAGCGCGAUCGCAAGGGCGAGGGAGGCCCCAAGGAGGCCAAGAGUCAGCUGAAGGCCAACACCGCCGCCCAGACGAUCAAGUGCAAGACGUGCUUCCAGACUUUCCAGGGCACAACGAACCGCAAGCUGCUCACAGAGCACGCAUCGAACAAGCACAGCAAGCAAUUUGAGGACUGCUUCAACGCCGACGAGGGUGUCUCGAAGUAA
This is a messenger RNA of Dothidotthia symphoricarpi CBS 119687, 234 nucleotides long. RefSeq names its product DUF1909-domain-containing protein. The record is from RefSeq and is a predicted model, not a curated record. The coding region runs from base 1 to 234 and encodes 77 amino acids. Lineage: Eukaryota; Fungi; Ascomycota; Dothideomycetes; Pleosporales; Dothidotthiaceae. The transcript is spliced from 3 exons.